ACCACCCGCAUUCCUCCGUAAUGUCACGUGGUAAAAUAUUCUUCUUUCGCAUUAACCGACUUUUCUGAGAAAAAGCAUUUGCUUUCAGCAGUUUCGGAUCUUUCCGUGACAUUGCACGGAAAAAUACUGUCUUCAUAAGAUUUAAUCUAGACAGUACUGGACAAUGUAAGGAUGUAACAUGCCUUUCAAUACGGAUUUCUCUCUAAGUGUUUUGGUGGGGAACACCGUUCUACCGGAGUACUUCCAUAACGGAGUGAAUUACGUGGAGUGUGACCUGUGCUCCCCCGUUAGCUUUAAACAGAGGACAGAGGAGAGGGUGGGAGAUGAGAUCGAGAUCCAGGACCAACCAGUGACACCAUUUUCCGUUUGUAUCUCGGUCAAGCCUAGUCCUAGUUCCCACGAACAUCACUACUACCGCCUGUUAAUCGAUGGCCAGAAAGUGACGUCAAGGAGUAUCGAACAAGGGAGGAACAAGAUUAUCAAGGGAUUCCGUGAUGGGAUAUCCUUGAGAGAGUUUUUGUUUUCAAUGCCGAGUCUGAAACAAACUCAGUCCCGGACUGGAACAUCAGAUCGUGUGGGGUGGAUCGAUGUGGAGUGUUGGAAUGCCAGGUUGAAGAAGACAAAGCGAGCAGUUAGAACUCGGCAUCUGAACUUCACAUCAGGCUCCAAAAGUGAAAGUUUAAGGGUCACACAGGGAAAAUAUAUGAUGGCUACCACAAAAGCUGGUCGUGUCCUGGAGCUGAAGAAUGCUUAUCGAUCAACAGACUACUGGGAUCUGAUCUCACUUCGCAGUAAACUCUCAAUAAAGUAUGUCGCUGCUCAAGAUCUAAGGGAUAUGGGCGUGACUGUGAUCCCCAUUCCUUACCCAGUCUCCACUAACUCCAUGCGAGGGAGAGUCCUCAAACAGGAUCUUGAUUUAUCUCAAGGAUUAGCAGGAACAUGUUAUGACCCCCAGAGAACUGACAGACCAGGCAACAGCAGGAAUAUGAUUGCUGAUCCGAACAGUGUUGUCAUUCUCGAUAAAAGCCCUGAUCCGGGGAAUCUGGACGAUUUGAAAGUAGAAGUAGAGGUCAAAUCACAGAGCAUUGAGACUUCGUCGGAGACUAUGAAUGUGAAGAAGGAGGUGACAUCUUUGGGGACCAGUUUAGUGAUUGAUUUGUGUGACCUGGAUGAGGAAACAGACGUGGCAGAUUACAAUGUUAUUGAAUUGGAUUAGUGAUGUUAUUCAAUUGAACUAGAAAUUCAAAAUCAUGUAUAUUGAUGAAAAUUUCCAGUCUUGAAAGGGUGGAGGUUUGGGGCAAAAUUGUUUAAGCAUGGGGGCAUGUACUUUUAGUGAUUAGAAUACUGGAUGUGUAUGAUUAAGGGGGCUGGGACCUAGGAAUAUAGAAAUAUCAAGGAAUAUGGGAGAAAGGAAAGACAAAACUGGCAGAGUACAUGAUUGUCACCUCCGAUGUACAUGAAUGUAGAACCAACAGAAAGGAUCACUCUGGAUUUAAUGUGGAGUCUCUGGUAGAGCUACUCGAUCACACAAAUGGUUAGAAUUUUCCCACAAGACAGAUUUAAAUGGGUUAAGGUCCUGCCAGGCAAUGCAUGUCUGUUGACUUCAAUUUAAUGCUUUGAAGAGGAAGGUUAUCAAGAAAAAUUAGAAGAGAAGAAUACAUGUGGUUAUCUUAAUUCUGGCAUUUCUUAGAAGACUACAAAUUAUGAUUUGACAUGAAAACAUUUGGGAAUUUAAUGAAGGAAUAAAUGUCUUGUUUGUUUGUAUAAUGGAAGCAUUGAGUAACAUGAAUCGUCCACAGAGGUAUAAUCGACAAAGUUAUAAAUAAUUGAUAAAGGUAUGAUCCACAAAGUGUACAGAAACACCUUAAUGAUAUAAACAAACUAGAUUUUUAUUCCUUAUAUUUGUAUUUGUGGCAUGACUUGUCACAGUUCUUAUAUUUGUAUUUGUAACAUGACUUGUCACAGUUCUUAUAUUUGUAUUUGUAACAUGACUUGUCACAGUUCUUAUAUUUGUAUUUGUAACAUGACUUGUCACAGUUCUUAUAUUUGUAUUUGCAACAUAAAUGUUUUCAAACCUUUUCACCAAUGUUUUAUAUAAACUGUGAAUAUGUUUAAAAACCUGAACUGUAAUAAAAUAAAAUAAACAACAGUCUUCUUUACAAAUAAAA
Messenger RNA from Ostrea edulis (European flat oyster), 2168 nucleotides. RefSeq lists its product as uncharacterized. The coding region runs from base 179 to 1216 and encodes 345 amino acids. The transcript has 6 exons. NCBI's taxonomy places the organism in Eukaryota, Metazoa, Mollusca, Bivalvia, Ostreida, Ostreidae. The record is from RefSeq and is a predicted model, not a curated record.